This is a messenger RNA of Aspergillus pseudonomiae, 713 nucleotides long. Its product is annotated as ankyrin repeat domain-containing protein. The coding region runs from base 132 to 602 and encodes 156 amino acids. The record is from RefSeq and is a predicted model, not a curated record. The transcript has 2 exons. Lineage: Eukaryota; Fungi; Ascomycota; Eurotiomycetes; Eurotiales; Aspergillaceae. Gene Ontology annotation, molecular function: protein binding.
CCGUCGCAGUCUAAUAUGCAGGAGACGUCCACAUUGGCAUUUAGUCACAGUCUAGUCAUAUUAUCCGUCUCGUGUGAGAUUAGCUUACCACUCUGGUUUCUUCUUCCCAGCACGAGAGCCCGACCAUAGCCAUGGACAGCCAUCAGCUCUUUCUCCACGCUGCUGCUACCGGUGACGUAGCCUCCCUGGAACAGGAAUAUGCGAAGAACAAGACAGUCAUCGCCAGCAAAGACUCCACUAAUCGGACAGCUCUCCACUUGGCUGUCCUCAACGGUCACUUGAACGCUGUCGAACGGCUGCUGGACUACGGCAUUGCUUGGUGCUUGAAGGAUAAUCAGGGUCAGACAGCAUUGCACCUUGCAGCGCAGCUAUCAUCUGCCACCAUUGCCGAAAUACUCCUUGAGAGAGGCGCGAAUUGCUGCACUCAAGACCACGACGGGAAAGCGCCCAUCUUUUACGCCUACCGAAAUUAUUCCCCCGAUGUCGUGAGCUGUUUUCUGAAAUAUGUCGAAUCGUCCUGUGGCACGGACAAGAAUUGCAGCCUUACGCCACAGAUCAUUCUCGGUGGUGGCUGCCGCAAAUGGACUCCCCUGCACUCUUGAUUAGGCUGCACGGCCCCUGAAGAGAGCGCGCCGGCCUGCACGGCGUAAGGCUUGAAAACGUUUACUCUUCCUUUGCCACUCAAAUUGGACAAAUUUCUCGAGAACACGGAU